Molecule: messenger RNA, 3084 nt
Organism: Aspergillus niger
Lineage: Eukaryota; Fungi; Ascomycota; Eurotiomycetes; Eurotiales; Aspergillaceae
Exons: 2
Coding region: 1-3084 (1027 amino acids)
Source: RefSeq, a predicted model, not a curated record
AUGGAGGUGAUGGACAUGCCUAAGCGCAAUUCACCCGUUUCACAACCCACCGCUGUCGCAAUGGCAUCAACAUCUCCUCAUCCAGAGAAAAAAGCGUCAGAUGCCCCAUACAUCGUGGAUGACGACUUCCCUGGAGAUGACGACGACGACGAUGAUGUUUCGAUAUCGCCUAUCUCUGAGAGAGCACCUCCAUGGUCUGGAACUCGCUGGGCUCGUUUUUUCCCCGAAUUGUCCUCUCACUUCUCCUUGGCGUCCCCCACUAACAGUACAAAUCCGCCCUUUCCGCAACCUCUCACGAAGGGUCCGCCUCAUAUUGACGGUCCUUCACAGCAACCAGAGAGAAGAAGCAAAGGGCCUUCAUCUCUGUCAUCUGAAGAUGUGGCAGAUAACAGGUCAUCAAGCUACACCAGCAGGUCUUCCUUGACGAGUCAGGGAUCUGAAGCUACAUCACCAGUUCAUAAACUGGUGGAUAGUCUUCACAUAAAGUCACCCACGAAAGCUGGCGUGUUUGACGAGUCAAAAUUUGCGCAUCAAAUUCCUCCUCCGUUCCCGAGCCGCUCUUCGAUUGCUCAGUCCAAAGACAAGCCUCUCCCUCAGGAGCCUCCCAUUGAGUUGACUCCACUCUCAAUCCGCCAUAAAACACCUCAAAUUCCUGAUAGACCCGGAUACCUUAGCCGGUUGGACCCUCCGCCACGCUCAAAAAAGCAUGCAAGUCAUCAUCAUCCGACGUUGUCGCAGGCGUGCACCGAUCUGGAGAGGACUCUAGCCGGACUCGCUGAGCAACAGCACAGUCCCGCGCAACUCUCCCCUCGCAGUCCUCUUCAAAUUCUAGACGGGCCUUUGCAGAUUAGUAGAGGCAAUAUGGACAUGGUUGCUACGCGACCAGCCCCUCGACCCCCUGCUAGCGUGCAUGAUAAUCGUCAGAUCCACAAAGCCAAGUCCCGCGAAGAUAUGAAACAGACAAAGAAACUACUUAAGAACAAGCCGUCCUUUUCCUUCACAGUACCAGCUUUCGGUCGGAAACUGAGUCGUGUCCAUCAUCGAUCCACUAGUAACACCAGCUCCAAGUCGGAACCUGAAUCCUACAGGGCCAGCGUCUUACAUCAGCCAGCUGUCGCAGAACUUGGAGACAGCGAGGUCGCUGAGUUACAGGGGUCUUCAGUCAUUGGUUUUCGUGAGAGACCCUCCUCCGCUGGCGGAGAGAAGGAACUUCGGAUGAGGCUUCCCCGCCUUCAGACAAAGGAAAUGGGGGCCCCCGGUCGGAAAAGAGACAACAUCCACAGCACUCAUGAAGGCCCUGAGCAGCUUAGAAGACCAAACGGCAGAGCAAGGGGUGCUUCUGUCGGAGAAAAGUACUUCGUAUCGUACAGUAAGCUCGAUGGUAUGCCGGUACAUUCCACUCGUCAACAUCAACCAACUUCGCAAACUUCAUGUAUGGUCUAUGAGCUGGAGGGUGGUUCCACACAACCGCCCGCUGAGCUGCAAGGCGAUACCACCAGUCCGAUCGAUGUGGUGCCUGUCAGGAUAUCUGUCGGUGUAUCAUCUGUCGGGGCAAUGCCUGGCACUUUGCCCGACCGCGUUAUACUGACGGUCUUGGAGCACAUCACCUCCCUUGACGACCUUUUCAAUGUUGCGGUAUCCCGCAAAGAUUUCUAUCGGGUUUUUAAGAUGCACGAGUUGAAGCUCAUACGGAUAGCCGUGUUCGCCAUGUCUGCGCCAGCAUGGGAGUUGCGCGAAAUGAGCCCACCAUGGGAUACCGAAUGGCAUUUUGUGCUGGAUCCUGACGCCCCUGUGCCUGAAUACACGCCAAGCUGCUACCUCAAGCGCUAUGCUGAGGAUAUAUACACACUGGCUCAUCUCAAAUCGCUUAUACUAGCUCGUUGCGGGACUUUUCUGCGUCCCGAAACGAUCCGUGGGCUCUCCGGCACCGACGAUAUCCGUGCUGCCGAGGUCGAUGAUGCCUUUUGGCGGGUUUGGACUUUCUGUCGCCUUUUUGGUUCUGGGAAAGGUAGAGAGGGAGACAUUGCGGGACAGUUGGAUUGGCUGAGGGGUGGCGAGGUGGCCAGGAAUCGACGUGUUUCCGAAUUCACGUCUAUAGCCGAUCCAUAUGACGCAAAUAGCGUUUUGUUCGAACCUCCUACCGGAUUUGGGGACGGCAAUAAUGGAGGCCUAUCAAAGGAGCAGCUUCUUGAUAUGACAGAGAUAUGGACCUGCUUAGGUGUGCUUCUUCAGCCAAUGCACGAGGAGUGGGCCUACUACAUUCUCACACUUGGACUCUCAGCAGUCUUGGUGCUCGGCUCCAUUCAUCCCUAUGACAACACUACUGCUGUUUUCCAGAGAGCUCAUUCCAUGGGCUUGACAAACUGGGAAGCAUCUGACACUGGUGCGAGCCGUUCAUCAUUCCUGAGAGAGGCCGUGUCGAAAGCUUGUCAGCCACGGGGAAGUAGCACGUCUCAGGCGUCGAUGCGCUCGUCUGGCUUUAGCUCCCAGCCUUCAGGGUCGCAUGAUGUAUCACAGACGUCUAACGUUCGCGGCGAGAGAGAGCCUUCGCCUGACUUCCAUCGCCGACGGCAAGCCGCCUAUUCUGCCCAGUUGAGGAUUCAGAGACAACAGCAGCCAAGUCCGCCUAAUCCUAUGCUCGCUGAAGAACGGCCCAUAUCUCAUUAUGCAACCAUCAUGAGCCGCCUAGAAGGCCUUCCGCCCGCGCCUCAGCCGCCAAUGUCUGUAUCGAGGAUAGAAAUACCGCCUACUACCCACUCUUACAUGACGAAUGUGUCCUAUAUGCAACCCCUCCAAUCAGUCACACCAGUGUACUACCCACCACAGGUUCGCGACCCUGUUGACCACGCCAUCGACAUAAUGGUUCGAGAGCUUGGCUUUGGGGAGGAGGACGCCAAGUGGGCACUUAAGAUAACAGACAGUGGUGAAGGUAUCAAUGUAAAUGCGGCGAUAUCCCUACUCACGAGAGAACGCAAGACCCAUGAGCAGAGCAGUAGGGGAUUUUCCUUGAGGAAACGCAAAAGCUUUCUCUCCUCGGUCAUCAACAGUCCGGAGUCGAGACAUUCGGGCUGGAAAUGGGCUUGA